CGUUUACUUCCUGUCUUCCGGUUCCUGCAGCCUGAACACACUCAUGUUUGGACUCUGGGCUCAGACUUUAACCAGGAUUUUGUCUCGGGAUUCAGGUUUAUUUAAGCGCGUUGUAUUGAACUGCAGCUGCUGUGAGCCGCUACUGCCACCAGGAGGCACUGCCAGAGCAUUCAACACAAACACGCCGAUGCCUCAGAAACAGAAAAGGGUGAAAGGUCAACAAGCCGGUGCAACAGCAGCAGAACCUGAAUCCACUGGACCAGUUUCACUGGACAGGAGUGGAUCUGUCAGCAUCGUGGUCCGCGCAAAACCUGGGUCCAAACACAGCGGCAUCACAGACGUAUCCACAGAGGCGGUGGGCGUGUCCAUCGCAGCCCCGCCCACUGACGGAGAAGCCAACGCUGAGCUCAUCCGGUUCUUGGCUUCAGUUCUGGAUGUGAAGAAGAGCCAGGUCUCUCUGGACAAGGGUUCCAGGUCCAGAGACAAAAUACUGACAGUGGACUCGUCCUUGAGUCCAGAGGAGGUUCUGAGGAGACUGAGACAGUCUACAGACUGAUGGACAACAGGAGGACAGAGACCUGGUCACUCAUCAACAACCUUUGCUCUGAGGAAACAUUAGGUGCUCCCCCUGAUGGAGAUCAGAGAGACCUUUAAUUUACCCCUCUGUUCUUAGAGGACUUUAAUGAUGUUUUGAUCCGUGUUUCAUAAAAAUCUAUUGUUUUUAUUUAAACAUUUUCAGGUGUAAAUCUGAGACAUGAUGUGGAAUCAAUAAAGUUUCAUCUAAUCUGUUGAUUAAUCCAUA
Messenger RNA from Cynoglossus semilaevis (tongue sole), 802 nucleotides. RefSeq names its product chromosome 6 C15orf40 homolog (gene c6h15orf40). Bases 44 to 556 code for a protein of 170 amino acids. The transcript is spliced from 4 exons. NCBI's taxonomy places the organism in Eukaryota, Metazoa, Chordata, Actinopteri, Pleuronectiformes, Cynoglossidae. Gene Ontology annotation, cellular component: cytoplasm. The record is from RefSeq and is a predicted model, not a curated record.